AUGGACAAAGAGGGAGUGGCCUUGGUGCCCUAUAAAAAUGGAUUUGUCAACGGAAUCAUCCGCGCUUUCCAACAAGACCUUCAUCUCGUGCUACGAGCCGACGACAUGUGGCUCGCAAUCAUGACCCAGUUUAGCUCUUACGUGAACGGACAUUCUGAAGAGAUGAGGGAAAUGUUUGUCUCUCACAAAGGCAAGAAGGAACUUGUUGUUGAUGUGCGGCCCCAAAGCAUCGCAACUAUAGACUUUCAACAUAUGGCAUCACUUUUCGCCGGCUUGAUUCAAGAGAAUGUGGUUGAUCCCGGUCUCAAACAAUGGAUGUUGCCAGACUUUUCUACGACAACUGCUGGUGAUGUUGGAGUGGCCGCAAUGGUCAUGAUGGCAACUAUGCAAGCGUACUUUGAGUAUAAUUUAAGAGGAGGCUGUGGGUUUCCAAGCGUAACGCUGCUUGGCGAGAGAGCAGACUGGGUGCAUCUUGUCCAAAAAGUAGAGAAGCUGGCCACAUAUGGCGGGGAACUCGCAGCGUGGAGUCAGCUUCUCAUCAAGAUAGCGGAGAAAAUGGUCGAAACCUUUGAUCAGCCGGAUUCGCAGUCUAUCAAGGAUUUUUGGAUGAGGGCAGUGCACACAGAGGGAGCAAAUAGCUCGCGUAGAGUCGAGACACUUUCUGGAUGGCUCACAGCCUUCUGCUAUUGGAAUGAAAAGGGUACCAAGACCAAUCAACGCGGAGACAAAGAGAAAGUCAUGUCCUCUGGAGAGGAAAUUGACAACUGGAGACUUGUGGUUGAUGGCGUCGCUUUCCCUAUAAUAGCUGCUCGUGAUGUUCCUCGGGCCACGGCUGAAGUGCCAGUUACGGUCUUGGAUUACGGAACUCAUACCCGUUACGAUACGACAGUAAUCGCGGGCUUUGUGGGAGUGGAAUCGACGGCGAGUAAAAAAGGAGAGCCAAAUGACACCGUUCAGCCACGAGCCGGCUAUUGGGUGCUAAUCGAUGAGGCUAGGCCAAUGCCAUAA
This is a messenger RNA of Trichoderma atroviride IMI 206040, 1008 nucleotides long. RefSeq lists its product as uncharacterized. Lineage: Eukaryota; Fungi; Ascomycota; Sordariomycetes; Hypocreales; Hypocreaceae. The record is from RefSeq and is a predicted model, not a curated record.